AUGUAUCUAUCUAUCUAUUUCAGUCUGUUUAUAUCUAUCUAUCUAUCUAUCUAUAUUUUUUUACAUCGAGUACUUUUCUUUUUCUUUCAUUCUUUUUCUUUUCUUUCUUUUUUUCAUUCUUUCCUUUUAUACCUUUUCUUUUUUUUGUUUCUCUUUGUUUCUUUUCUCUUUUCUUUUCAACUAUUUUGUUUCAUUUUACUUCUUUUUCUUCUGUUUUUGAUUUUCUUUUUGUUUUGUUUUUUUAAUUUUCUAUCUCCCUAUUCUUUUAUUCUAUUUUCCCUUUUCUUUCUUUCUUUCUUUCUUUCUUUCUUUCUUUCUUUCUUUUCAUCACUCUUUCCACCCAUCUUUUCUUUUCCUUUCUUUAUUUAUCUAUCUACUUCACCAUUAUUUCUUUACUUUUCCCGUUCUUUCUUUCUUUCUUUCUUUCUUUCGUUCUUUCUUUCUGUUUCAUUCAUUCAUUCAUUCAUUCUUUCUUUCUUUCUUUCUUCAACACCUUCUUCAUUUGUUUAUUUCUUCCUUCUUUUUUCCUUGAUUUUGUUCAUUUUCGUUUUCUUUCUUUUUUACACCGUUUCUUUUCACAUCUUCUCCUCCUGCAUGAUUCACUUGCGUUAG
Acanthosepion pharaonis is the source of this 612-nucleotide messenger RNA. Lineage: Eukaryota; Metazoa; Mollusca; Cephalopoda; Sepiida; Sepiidae. The record is from the annotation of a GenBank genome assembly.